This is a messenger RNA of Volvox carteri f. nagariensis, 978 nucleotides long. RefSeq lists its product as uncharacterized. The transcript has 6 exons. NCBI's taxonomy places the organism in Eukaryota, Viridiplantae, Chlorophyta, Chlorophyceae, Chlamydomonadales, Volvocaceae. Gene Ontology annotation, molecular function: 2',3'-cyclic-nucleotide 3'-phosphodiesterase activity. Bases 55 to 978 code for a protein of 307 amino acids. Gene Ontology annotation, biological process: cyclic nucleotide metabolic process. The record is from RefSeq and is a predicted model, not a curated record.
CCUGAAGUACCCACAACAGCUUGUGACGUGCUGGAUAGCGAUAGCAGUGUCUGGAUGCUGCUUGUUCGAAGCCACUUUGGCUCUCCCUCUUCGCAUGUCCGCGUCCCCGCCCCCGCUCCGCGUAACGCUGGCUGGGGGCUUCUGGUGAGCCUUGCACUUUUGCUGGGCCUUGUGCUGUACUGGUACGGCACAGCCCUCCCGCAGGAAGGCAGUCAGCAACGGCCUAGUAACCACCACAACCGUCAGCGGCAACCGUACAACUACCACCUCUUGCCGUUGCAACAGCUGCUGAUCAGCCCCUUCUCCAGCAGCCACCAGCGCUACCUCCGCCAUACGGCAAGCCCACUGUCCGUGUGCCGCUCUUCCGUCAUGCCAAGCACAGCCGCCACCGCCGCCGGCAGCAGCAGCAGCAGCAGCGCGCCGCUGAAGGAGUACUACUCGCUAUGGGCAAUGCCCAAAGGCAAGUUGGGCGACCAGCUGCGGAGCGAGAUUGCCCACCUGGCCCAGCGGUACGGCGGACCCGCCUUCCCCCCCCACGUGACUGUGUUGGGGGACAUUGAGAAGUCCAGGGAGGAGGUCCAGGCGCUGGCCAAGGAGCUGGCGGCGCAAGUCAAGAAGUACCGGAUUAAUUUUGUGGAGGUCACCCAGGGGACGUUCUUCUAUCAGAACGUGUUCAUGCUGGUGGCGAAGGACGACGGGACUAUGGCCGCGGCGGCGGCGGCGCGCAGCGUGUACGGCAUGACCACGCCGCCGUACAUGCCGCACCUCUCGCUGCUGUACGCCGAUAUGGAUGACGCGGAGAAGGCCAAGGUCGUCGAGUACGAGACCGGCCGACUGUACGGCGAGUCCUCUGGGUACGACACGCUCCUGGUGGAGACGGGGUACGAGGUGGACAGUUUCACGUUGUGGUACAGCCCCAUAGAGGACCGGACCACCCGGUCCUGGUGCCUUGUGGAGGAGUACCCCCUGACCGGCUGA